Molecule: messenger RNA, 444 nt
Organism: Penicillium crustosum
Lineage: Eukaryota; Fungi; Ascomycota; Eurotiomycetes; Eurotiales; Aspergillaceae
Product: Cupin 2 conserved barrel
Exons: 1
Coding region: 1-444 (147 amino acids)
Source: RefSeq, a predicted model, not a curated record
AUGAUCUCCAAACCAAAACCAACAAUCAUCCCUUCAUCCUACACGCAAACAAUACCCCCAGAAUCAUUCCCAACCCCAACUCACGGCGAUGUAUCCUGGCACACCUUGAUCUCAGCCCCGCAAACAGAGUCCACAGACCUCUGCGCAGGAAUAGCAAUCUGUCCACCAGACACCGGCCACCUAUGUGCGCACCGCCACACGCAGCCUGAGAUAUAUCAUAUUCUUGAGGGCGAGGGCGAUGUGACUAUCGACGGGGUUGUGAGCAGAGUGCGGGCUGGGAGUACGGUUUUUAUUCCUUCGGAUGCUGAGCAUGGGAUUGUUAAUACUGGGAAUGUGGACUUGAGGUGGUUCUACGUCUUUCCUACAAGGAGCUUUGAAGAUAUUGUUUAUCGGUUUAGGGAAGAUGAGGGGGAGGGGAAGGGGAAGGAUAAGGCGAAAUUGUGA